AUUCAUAGUGUUUUCUUUAAAAAAAGUUGACAGUUCAUUUCCAAGUUUUAUUUCUGAAACUCAAAGCUGGUUCUCUGUGUUGGAAUCACAUGGUUUUACUCCCACCAGAAAAUUAAAUUCUCCCACGUCAGCUUUUGAUCGUCAAGAAAGCCUCGUUUUGGAUCAGAGUAUUCAAUCAUCAUCGAGUAUAGGAAAAAGAAAAUGGAACGUGGUGGUGGGUUUUAUCCAGAUUGGAAGGAAACUUCUUCUUCCUUGUUUGAAUCAGAGAACAUGGAGGAAAAUGAGAUGAAAGAAGCUGAAGAGCUUUUCUCAUCCAUUCCACAGCCUCAGACACCAAAAGAGCCAAUGGAGUUUCUGUCAAGAUCUUGGAGUCUCUCUACCUCUGAAAUCGCCAAAGCACUUGCACUCAAACAUAGACAACAACAACAACAACAACAACAAGAACAGUUCUCUGUUUCACAAAACAACAACACUCCUGUUCUCUUCCCUAAUGCUGCCGCAGAUCCACUUAUGGCUGGGAAGAUUAUGAACUCGUUUGGAACUCGUAGAGCAGGAACGUUAUCCAAAUGGUUUCACCACCACAAGGAACAUAGUAGCAGCAGCAGCAACACCACAAACUAUCUCAAGAAGAAAGACAAGGUGCGUGUUGAGAACGCCCACGUGCAUUCUGCAGUUUCUAUAGCUGCUCUAGCUGCAGGUUUAGCCUCUGUGACAUCUGCAAGCAAUUGCAAAGGGUCAGGCUCCAAGAUGGCUCUGGCUUUGUCCUCAGCCACUGAACUGUUGGCUUCACACUGUGUUGAGAUGGCUGAGAGAGCCGGUGCUGACCGUGCACGUGUUGCUUCCACUGUUAGGUCAUCUGUGGAUAUCAACACCCCCGGUGAUCUCAUGACUCUUACAGCUGCUGCUGCAACUGCUUUGAGAGGAGAAGCGGCUCUGAAGGCGAGACAGCCAAAGGAAGCAAGGAAAAACGCAGCUAUUACACCUUUUGAGAGAAGCUUCUCUGACUCUCAUUGGCCUGCAAACAUUCAGUUUAGAUUGGAAGAAACAAAUCUUCCACUAGAAGGUGAAUUGAUGCAAUGCACACGAAAUGGAAUGCAGAGAACAAAACGUGUCUGUGUCUAUAUCAACAAGAAGUCUCAGGUUAUAAUCAAACUCAAAAGCAAACAUGUUGGAGGCGCAUUCUCAAAGAAGAUCAAAUGCGUUGUCUAUGGAGUCUGUGAUGAGAAAUCAGCUUGGCCUUACAGGAAAGAGAGGGAAAACUCAGAGGAAGUCUACUUUGGUUUGAAAACCGGACAAGGUCUUUUGGAAUUCAAGUGUAAGAACAAAGUUCACAAGCAGAGAUGGGUUGAUGGGGUUCAGUCUCUUCUCCGCCAAGUAAACUGCUUAGAGGCUACCAAGGGCUCUUUGGGAUCCUUAAGUCUCACCAAUCACAGAUGA
Molecule: messenger RNA, 1437 nt
Organism: Eruca vesicaria subsp. sativa (arugula)
Lineage: Eukaryota; Viridiplantae; Streptophyta; Magnoliopsida; Brassicales; Brassicaceae
Source: the annotation of a GenBank genome assembly